Molecule: messenger RNA, 1085 nt
Organism: Malania oleifera
Lineage: Eukaryota; Viridiplantae; Streptophyta; Magnoliopsida; Santalales; Ximeniaceae
Product: early nodulin-like protein 9
Exons: 2
Coding region: 135-815 (226 amino acids)
Cellular component (GO): plasma membrane
Molecular function (GO): electron transfer activity
Source: RefSeq, a predicted model, not a curated record
AAGUUCUAACAGCUUGGUCUACAAAACCCCCAAAUCAUGAUCCUAUUCUUGUCAACCCACUAGCUGGCUUCAUCCAAACCAACCAGAGAUUUCAUUUUUGGAUUAGAGCACCAAAAUUUCAAUCGAAAUCCUAUAUGCAUUUCUUAUCAAUGGCCAACACGGCUCUGAGAUCAGAUCACUUUAACAAAGCAAUGCAUAUUUUGGGACUCUAUCUUUUGCUCUUGAUUGGGAGAGGCAGUGCAAGGGAAUUCAAGGUCGGGGAUUCAAAUUGGACUGUUCCAACGAACCCCAAUGCCCUCAGCUAUAAUGAAUGGGCAGAAAAGAAUCGAUUUCAAACUGGUGAUUCUAUAGUGUUCGACUAUCCAGCUGGCAACGACUCAGUGCUUCUUGUGGACAAAGAUCCAUUCACCAACUGCAAUACAGCGACAUUCCAUGAAAAGCAUACUGAUGGUCACACUAUGUUCACCUUCAACCAUUCUGGGCCAUUCUACUUCAUAAGUGGGAAUGAAGAGAACUGCAUGAAAAAUGAGAAACUGGAAGUUAUUGUGUUGGCAGAUAGAAGCAAUGACUCUUCAAAUUCGAAUCAGACGGGCACAGUUUCUCCACCACCUGCAGCGCCCGCUGGCCUAACCCCAUCCCCUGCACCUGCCGGCAAAGAGUCUCCAACUCCACCUGCAGGAACAGUACAAAUUAACCCAACCCCGGCUCCAGAAUCUCCUCCUCCUCCUCCAAGUGGGGCUUCUUCAAUCUUCAUGAGUUUCAUUGUCAGCUCUUUUGGAGCUUUUGUUGGUUCAUCAUUGCUUUUAGUUUUUUAACUUGAAGAGUAAGCUGCAUACAUACAUAAAGAGUUGGUUAAUUAUAUAUACUCUGCUUGUUGCUAUUUUUCUCCCUUUUUCUCUCUAUUAUUUUCCUUGCCCCGAUCCCAGUGAGUUCACUGAAGAGUCAGGGGUGGAUUGGUGUUUGAUAUUUGUUUGUAACUAGAGGAAUAAAUUGACAGUAAUACAUUACAUGUAACUUGAUGGUUGUUUCGGCGAGAAAAUAACCAUGUAUACGAGGAAAUAAAUGGGCUUUCUGUUGUGUGAUUA